This is a messenger RNA of Schistosoma haematobium, 1861 nucleotides long. It is a transcript of the gene RPL23A, whose product is annotated as 60S ribosomal protein L23A. Lineage: Eukaryota; Metazoa; Platyhelminthes; Trematoda; Strigeidida; Schistosomatidae. Gene Ontology annotation, molecular function: structural constituent of ribosome. The coding region runs from base 152 to 745 and encodes 197 amino acids. Gene Ontology annotation, cellular component: ribosome; cytosolic large ribosomal subunit. The record is from RefSeq and is a predicted model, not a curated record. Gene Ontology annotation, biological process: translation; ribosomal large subunit assembly. The transcript is spliced from 5 exons.
CGCUUUCGACACACGCAAGGGAAAACCACACACUAAUAUAAAAUACAGUGUAAGAUUCUGCACUUCGCACUCCAGAACAUGAUUCUGGGACGUGUUAGAUACUAUUGAAUAAAGGACAGUAACACGAUUUGGCGGCACUAACAAUUAAAGCAUGGCUCCCAAAGCUCCAGCAAGAAAACAGGAGAAGGGUGAUAAUCAGCCUAAGAAGACCCAGAGUAGUAAAAAUGUAUCCAAGAAAUCUCAAAAACCUUCAAAGUCACUCAAGGCCCUAAAAAGUGUGAAAGGUGGCAAAGUUGUGAAGGCAGGAAACAAAAAGUCCACAGCCUCUCUUAAGGCGUUAAAAGCACAACGGGCCGUCACACUUGGUGCUCACACGAAAGGCAAGAAAAGAGUGAUGUAUACUACGCGAUUCAGGCGACCUAAAACGUACAAACCUCCUCGCUGUCCAAAAGACAGAAGAUUCCUGAUCCCUAAGAGAAACAAACUUGAUGCCUUUCGUAUCAUUCAACAUCCGGUUACAACUGAAGCUGCUAUGAAGAAAAUUGAAGAUAACGACACGUUAGUGUUCAUUGUUGACAGAAGAGCAAACAAACCAGCAAUCAAGGCAGCUGUCCAAGAACUUUAUAAUAUCAAAGUUGCGAAAGUCAACACGCUUAAUUGCCCUAACAACGUUAAAAAAGCAUAUGUGAAGCUACCUCCUGAUUUCGACGCCUUAGAUGUUGCUAAUAGAAUUGGUAUUAUAUAAGUUGUACAAAAAAUACAUGUGACAGUGUUUCGAGAUACUUGUUUUAUUGUAGUUUAAAAUGAAAACAGUUGAAGAGCAAGCAGAAAUAGACGCUCUUAUUAAAUUGAAAGGUGGACCAGAAGAUAAUCUGUCAUGGGAUCCCGAACCAACAUUACCCAUAAUACCAAUGGUUCGAUCACAAUCAUGGGAUUUAAGUACACUUAUAUUUAAUACAUUUUUCUACACUAUUCUCACAAUUAUUAUAUUGGGAAAAGUCGUAAUUAUAUAUCGAAUAUUUUGUAAAUUUUGUAAGUAUCUAUUAAGAAGGUUGAUUUUAAUUGAUACAACCGGUUCAAUGGAACCGGAGGAUUGGAAUAAAAUACAUAUUCAUAAUUAUACGUCGAAUACAGUAGAAUAUAUUCAACAAUCACCUGAAUCAUAUAGGCUUUUCACUGAAGAUUAUAAAGAAUUAUUAAAGAUAUUAAAUUUUAUUGAUGAAUAUAGUCGUGACUAAUGAAUGUUGACAACAGACGAAGCAAUUUUUGGCAUAGAAACUUAAAAACAAAACUGUUCCAUGUUUCUCUUGGUACAUUUUACAGAGAAGUAUCCUCCAAGUUCUAGUGUUAAUUACUUUAAAUUUUGAUUAUUAUUCUCAAUACUAGUCAUAAUUUUUAACUGAAAUUACUACUUAAUACCAUAAGAGAAGUUUUGUGUAUGUGUGUAUAUCUUUGAUGUUCAAAUCGAUCGGAUGUCUGGAAUCGCUCUAAGAGUAAAUCCCUUCAUGAGAUAUAAAUUUGUAACGGUUCAUAUCUAGACUGAAGAUAUGUUGAGUCCCCAGGGAUUUGUAGAACAAUGAGUGCAAGGAAUUCAGGGAAGCAGGUGAACAGUAGAAAGAGUAAGUAAUGACUCAGUACACAUAUAAGAUACACUUAAAUUCAAAAAGUCGAUAACAGUGAGCAAUAAUAAAGGCGUGAGAUUAAGACAAUCUGAUAAUGGAGACUUGUAGUGACAAUUUCGAGGUUCAGUCAUUAGGGUUACAUGUUACUCACCAUAUCAGACAAUAAAGUAACCCGUACGGACAUGAGGUCUAUAGGCUGAGGUUAUCCGCAUUGUUUGUCAUGUUCGUUAAGUAUGUAU